UGUAGACUGUGCCGACAUCUAGAAACAGCUGUUCGUCAACACCCCUAACGCCCCCCAGUCGUUCUCGACCGUCAUGGCCGCUUCCAGGUUGACAAAGCCGUCGAAGAUGACAUUUGUUAGAUGAAAAAGUAUUAAUGAGCGAGUAUACGAGUAUCGCUUGUUCGAACCAAGAUCAGCAGCGAGGAUUACACAAUUAGAGUUUAUACCUUUCUUCUUACAUCCGUACUUUACAUAAUGACGGUCGUGUAAUUUUAUAACUCGCUCGCGCGAAUGUUCUCCUACGCCUUUCACUUUGUGCAAAUAGUACUCAGCAAUUUAAUUAAAACUCUAUCCGAACCGAUACGAUUGCGUCCACGAGAGAUGAAACAAUGAUGCCGAUAAAGGACAAUCAAGAUGUAGCAUGCUUUUUAGUUACCAAGCAUUCUACAUGGAAAGGAAAGUACAAGCGUAUCUUCUCCAUUGGCUCUAUGGGAAUAACCACAUAUAAUCCUGGCACAUUAGAAGUGACAAACAAAUGGGAAUAUCCUGAUUUUAUAAAUGUACAGCCAAUAAAUAGAAAUCAGUUAGGUUCUCAUGAAUUUACUAUAACUGUGCGCAAGGAGCGAAAAAAUGAGACCAUGAAGUUUAGCUCUGAACAUAGAUCACACUUAUUGACAGAAGCACUUAAAUACAGAAACCAUGUUGAAAAAUCUAAAGAAAUUUUGAGAUAUCCAGCUUAUAAACAUCAUUGGUCUGAUACAAGAUUACCUAUUGUAUUAGAAAUAACACCAUACAGUCUCGAUCAAUUAGAUCCUGCGACAAACAUGGUAUUAGCUAGUUAUUGUUAUAAAGAUUUUGAAGGGCUCCUGACAAUGAAAGAUUAUCCCAAUGGAUUUGUGAUUGUAUGCGGCGGAUUUGGACGCCUGCAUCUGUUCGCUUCUAAACAUAUGGAAGAGAUAAAAAAGAAAUUGCAAGAGGCUGCAUUAAAUAGCUUGGGCAUUAAUAUAAAAAUGUUGAAGGAGCCUAUAAGACUCGAUGACUUUAUUGCUCAAAGAUUAGGAAAAUUUAGCGGUGAUGAGCACAUAACGAGCGUAUCAGAAUUUACUGUCCACAAGAUCUCUUCCAGGCAUUUGGAUCCUCAGAGAAGAACACUUUGUCUCUCGGAUACUUGCCUGUUGGAAAGAGAUCCUCAAACGUACAAUAUUUGUACUCUCAGGCCGUUGUCGGACAUUUUUACUUUGAUUCGUGAUAAUGAUAAUCCUCAAUUGUUUACUAUACAAUACCUCAACGGUCAGAUGCGCAGUUAUACCGCGACAAAUAGAGAUUCCUUAUUAGCAUCUUUACUGGACGGUGUAAGAGCAUCCGGCAAUAGAGAUGUCCACGUGAAGAUGUAUCCUAUAGCCAGAGGUAAAAGACUCGGCCCUUUCAAUCUACCCGUUGACGAAGAAGUCGAAACGACGCAUGUUAAAUUCCUUCAGCAACCACCUGGAGGACGUACAUUUGCUGAAAUUUUGGAGAGAUUUAACGCAAAUGUACCGUACAGCGGGCUUAAUUACUCCAUUACGCAGGAUGGAAUUUUUACUGAAAACAAAGACAAGAUUAUUCUCGGAGCUUUGAAUACUUUGAUAAAUAAAGAUCUCGAGACGAAUAGCGAGAUUGAAGCACAAUUUCACGCACUGCGAAGACUGGUGGCUAGCAAAAUCGGUUUCGCUGCAUUUACCACACUUUCUGGUUUUAGAGAAACCGUUGGUACAAAGGUCGUGAAGGCUUUAAAGAGACAAAAUUGUGGUGUAACGCAAGCUGCCAUAGAUUGUAUUUGCGCUCUAAUGCAACCAAUGCAUGAUGAUUGCGAUUUAAGACAGGAACAAUUGAACAAAAGUAGUCUGCUCAGCAGUAAUAAAUUUUUAGAAAGUUUACUCGAAAUGUGGGUUAAUCACAUUAAUCGUGGCACAGGUGCACUGGUGGUCUCUGCUAUGCUCGAUCUUUUGACAUUUGCCCUGUGUGUACCGUACAGUGAAACCACUGAUGGCAAACAUUUUGACAAUCUUUUAGAAAUGGUUGCUACAAGAGGUAGAUCUUUGUUUAAAUUGUUUCAACAUCCUUCACUGGCUAUAGUAAAAGGUGCUGGACUGAUAAUGCGAGCAAUCAUUGAAGAGGGUGCACCAGAAGUAGCGGCAAAAAUGCAAGAACUGGCACUUGCAGAAGGAGCUCUACCAAGACAUUUAUUAAACAGUUUAUUUACUGUCGGUAGUGAUGGCAGACUAUUAACCCAUCGACAAUUGUGUCGGCAUUUAGUAGGUCUAUGGGUCACAGGACAUCCUACGGCUAUGGGAUUAUUGAAACGAAUUAUGCCGGUGGGUUUGUUGAAUUAUUUGGACUCCGAUGAAAAAGUACCGGAUUCAUUCCUAGAAGAAGAGAGAUUAAACAAUCGUGACAAUUUAAAGAUAGCUAUAGAUCAUGCUUCAAGAAAUAAAAAGAGUCCACAAUGGAUCGCUAUCGAACGUCAGAUGCGAGUAGUUGAGAAGCAUGUAGAGAAUGCUCUGCAACAUUGGGGUGCUCGUAUUGGAAUAGAACGCAGAGAAAAGAUUAAAGAGCGUCCGAUAGUUCUAAGAAAACGUAGAGAACGAAUUAAAUCUGAAGCGAAUUGGAAAUUAUUCUAUUAUAAAUUUAAUCAAGAUCAUGCACUGCCAAAUUUAAUUUGGAAUCACAAAACGAGAGAGGAAUUAAGAAUAGCAUUAGAAAAUGAGAUACGUGCAUUUAGCUCGGAUAAAGACUUGGCCGGUGGAACUUUGAUUGCGUGGAAUCAUAGAGAGUUUGAGGUGCAGUAUCAAUGUCUUUCGGAUGAAGUUAAAAUUGGAGAUUAUUACUUGAGGCUUUUAUUGGAAAAAGAUAGUCCGGACAGCCCUAUAAGAAAAUCAUACGAAUUUUUUAAUGAUUUAUAUCAUAGAUUUUUAUUGACUGCGAAAAUCGAAAUGAAGUGCCUUUGCUUGCAAGCAAUGACGAUUGUAUAUGGUCGAUAUUACGAGGACAUUGGCCCAUUCUCAGACACGAAAUACAUUCUGGGAAUGUUGGAGCGUUGCGCGGACAGAACGGAGCGCGAUAGGCUAGUCAUGUUCAUAAAUAAGCUCAUAUUGCAUAGGCGAAAUGUCAAAGAUAUAAUGGAUCAGAAUGGUGUACGAACUUUAGUCGAUUUAUUGACUUUGGCACAUUUACAUACUUCCCGAGCUGUCGUACCGACGCAAACCAAUGUGAUAGAGGCAGGUCCGCAGCAGGAGCGAAUGGAAAAGGAAUGGUAUUACAACAAUGGGGAUCAACGUGAAGGUCCGAUGAGUCUGAAAGACCUGAAAGAAUUGUACACCUCAAAUCACGUGACUCACAAAACGAAAGUUUGGGCACAGGGAUUAGACGGAUGGAAAACGAUUUCACAAGUGCCACAAUUGAAGUGGAGUCUUGUUGCAAAGGGAACUCCCGUGAUAAAUGAAAGUGAACUGGCUAAUUUAAUCCUAAACAUUUUAAUCAAGAUGUGCGAAUAUUUUCCAAGUAGAGACGCCGAUGAUGCGGUAAUCAGGCCUUUACCACGUGUAAAGCGAUUGCUAUCCGAUCUUCAAUAUCUGCCACAUAUCGUACAGCUCUUGCUAACGUUUGAUCCAAUCCUAGUUGAAAGAGUUGCUACAUUGUUGUGUGAGGUGAUGCGAGAUAAUGCAGAAGUGUCAAAAAUUUAUCUCACCGGCGUAUUUUACUUUAUCUUAAUGUACACUGGUUCUAACGUCUUGCCAAUCGCCAGGUUUUUACAACUCACACACACCAAACAAGCCUUUAGGAACGACGACAACGCUUGCUCUGACAUCAUGCAACGAAGUAUUCUCGGUCAACUAUUGCCCGACGCAAUGGUGAGUUAUUUAGAGAAUCACGGAGCAGAGAAAUUUGCGCAAAUAUUCCUUGGAGAUUACGACACACCGGAAGCAAUUUGGAAUGCAGAAAUGCGCCGGAUGCUUAUCGAGAAAAUUGCUGCGCAUAUUGCGGAUUUUACUCCCAAAUUACGAAGUCAUACUAUGGCCAGGUAUCAGUACAUCGCUAUACCUGCCGUCAGAUAUCCACAAUUGGAAAAUGAAUUGUUCUGCCAGAUAUUCUAUCUCAAACAUCUCUGCGAUACCGUUAAAUUUCCACAAUGGCCUAUCCCGGAACCUGUGCAAUUAUUAAAAGAUGUAUUGGACGCGUGGAAAAGAGAGGUAGAGAAAAAGCCACCUCUAAUGACUCUGGAGGAAGCUUAUAAGCAGCUUGGCUUAGCUAGUGGAAAACACCAUGACGAAGCGAUCGUAAGAAAGUCAUUUUAUAAAUUGGCUCAAAUGUAUCAUCCUGACAAGAAUCCUGAAGGCAGGGACAAGUUCGAAGCUGUUAGCCAGGCAUACGAAUUUCUAUGCAGUCGCAGUUGUUGGUCGACAACUGGCCCUAAUCCUGACAACAUCGUUUUGAUUCUAAGGACUCAGAGCAUCCUUUUCCACAGAUAUACAGAUGGGCUUAGACCUUACAAAUACGCUGGUUAUCCUCAGCUGAUCAAAACGAUUAAGCUAGAAACGGAUGACGAACGAUUAUUUUCAAAGUCCGCACCAUUGUUAGCAGCUGCAAGCGAACUUGCGUACCACACGGUGCACUGUUCGGCUUUAAAUGCCGAGGAAUUACGAAGAGAGGGUGGUUUAGACGUGUUGUUGGAAGCGUACACGCGAUGCGUGUCGGUUUUAAGCAGAUCGAGUAAAUCCACUGACGUAGCAGUGCAAGUUUGCAUGCAUAUCACCAGAUGUUUCGCUGUUGCCGGAUCGUUUCGAGGAUGCAGAGACAAGAUUAUUGAAUUGCCGCAACUUGUGAAAGAUCUUUGCAGAAUACUGCAUUUUAAGCAUUUAACAAAAUUAUGUGCCGUUGCCACAGAGUGCAUCUCGUCUCUUGCUAUAGAUAGCAUAUUACAAAUGCAGCUAUUACAAUCUGGUGCUUUGUGGGAUCUGUUGCUCUUCAUGUUCAACUAUGAUUACACGCUAGAAGAGGGUGGUGUAGAAAGAAAUCAAGAUGAAAAUCGUCAAGAAGUGGCCAACAACUUGGCUAAAUUGGCAGUUCGCGCUUGUGCUAGAUUAGGUGGUUACAUCAAGGGCGAUAACGAGACUCCCAUUAAUCCUGUUACAGUUGCCGCUUUAGAAAGUUUAUUAACGCCCUAUCUAGCACGUCAGCUUGUUAAAGAUAAACCCGAGGAAAUUUUAAAGAUAUUGAAUUCUAAUUGUUCAAAUCCAUAUUUGAUCUGGGACAACGGUACCAGGGCGGAAUUAAACGAAUAUCUCGAACUGAAACGGCAAGAGAGAUUAAAUAAUAGCGGCAAUUUCGAACAUGACUUUAGCGAUUUCAAGUACACUGCUCAUGCUGACGAAUUGGUAAUUGGUGAAAUAUUCGUGAAAGUAUACAAUGAGCAGCCAACGUAUCCAAUUGAGAAUCCCAAAGGUUUUACGAUAAACUUGCUCGAAUUUCUGUCACUAUCUUCGGAGUACUUAACAUCCUUGGGAAGUAUUACUUCGGUUAAAAAGGACCAAGAGAAAUUGGAGCACAUUGUGAUGGCGCUUAAAGCUCUGAAUAAUGUUAUAAAAAAUAAUCCUGGUAUUGAAUUACAAUGUAUGGGGCACUUUAAAUUGCUGUUUGGACUCUUGAAUUGCAGUAAUUUUAAAUUGAUUCAAAAGAGCGCGCUUGAAGUGAUCAGUAAUGUUACCAAAAAUCAAGAAUGCGUUGACGACAUUGCCGCGAAUGAAGUGGUCGUGCAUUUGUUGUUAUGUUUGCACAGUUUGAAAGAGCAUCAGCUUCUUGCAUUGGAAACUUUGUAUGCACUGAUGAGUUCGACUAAAAUAGUAAAAGAUGCAUUGUCAAAAGGGGCAGUUGUGUACAUUCUUGAUCUCUUUUGCAACUCGAGUAAUAUACAGACGAGGGAAGCAGCAGCCGAAUUACUUGCAAAAAUGUCAUCCGAUAAAUUAGCUGGACCAAAAGUUAAACUUGAUUUAUCGAAAUUUUUACCUCGAUUAUUUAGCGAGGCUAUCCGCGAUGCACCCAAGCAAUGUGUACAUAUGUUUGAAACACAGCACGAAAAUCCUGAAUUGAUAUGGGAUGAUGAUGCAAAAGCUAGAGUAGCAAGAAUUAUUGCAGAAUUGAAAGACGAAUAUCACGCAUUACAGAGACGAAAUCCUAACGCCAUAUUAAAGUUACCCGAUACACAAAAUAAUAUCGAUAUCGCGACGAACGAGCCCGUCGUAGGUGGUGUAUAUCUUCGAUUAUUCAUAGCCAGUCCUGCUUGGGCGCUUAGGAAACCCAAAGAAUUUUUAAGUGAGCUAAUGGACACUACAUUAACAUUAAUGUCCAAGGAAAAGACUGAUACGGAUAUGUUGGAGUUAACAACACAGGCUCUUGUAUGUUUACUCCAAGCGCAGCCCACUUUGGCGGACCAAGUACCAUCUUUGGGUCACAUACCACGACUCUGUCGACAGAUGGCUGCUCAGAACAGUCAGCCGUCAGUGUAUAAAACAGCUAUAUUAAUUCUACAUCAAUUAGCUACAAGCGAAAUUUGUAUCUCGGCUAUAUGCCAAACGGAGUGCAUAAGUCCAUUGAAGCAUGCGAUGCAAUCGAGAAGGGACAUGAUCGCGGUAGCAUGCGAGACACUUAAUAGAUUAUUUUCUACGAAUGAAGAUAGACUUAUCAAGCAAGCAUUGGAUGCUGAAAUGGUACCAUAUCUUUUAAAUAUAUUGGAAGGACGAUUAGAUAUUGUUGAAAAUCCUGCCACGACUAAAGCACAAAUAGUAAAAGCUCUAAAAGCCAUGGCGAAAAGUUUACUUCUUGGUGAAAAAGUUAAUGCCAUUUUGGAGAAGUCGAGCGUAUGGGCAGAAUAUAAGGAUCAGCGGCACGAUCUAUUCAUUUCGAAUAAUACCAGUUCUGGUUAUCUCACAGCUGGAACACCCGUAUCUGCUGGCUACUUGACAGCAGGGCCAAGUACAACUUUAACCACGGGCCCACCACCAGUAGAGAAAGAGGAUAAUUUAAUUAAUAGAAACGAUAGCAUCUGAUAUAGAUAACAUU
This is a messenger RNA of Wasmannia auropunctata (little fire ant), 7074 nucleotides long. It is a transcript of the gene Rme-8, whose product is annotated as dnaJ homolog subfamily C member 13. Lineage: Eukaryota; Metazoa; Arthropoda; Insecta; Hymenoptera; Formicidae. Gene Ontology annotation, cellular component: endosome membrane. Gene Ontology annotation, biological process: regulation of early endosome to late endosome transport; endosome organization; receptor-mediated endocytosis. Bases 369 to 7061 code for a protein of 2230 amino acids. The transcript has 18 exons. The record is from RefSeq and is a predicted model, not a curated record.